Molecule: messenger RNA, 1047 nt
Organism: Diorhabda sublineata
Lineage: Eukaryota; Metazoa; Arthropoda; Insecta; Coleoptera; Chrysomelidae
Exons: 4
Coding region: 1-681 (226 amino acids)
Source: RefSeq, a predicted model, not a curated record
AUGGUGUUACAUAUUAUGUGGCACGAAUUUGACAUGAUGGGAGAAAACGACGACGACAACAGUGAGUUGAGUGAACACAGAUUCUUAACAAAGGGCGCAUUUCUACUAACUCCAUCUCACGAUCUAAGUUUAGAUAAAGCAGCCAACAUUUGCGACAAAUUAAACUUUCGCGGAAGUUUCAGUUUGACGAAAACAGCUACUGGCAUAUUGUUCAAAUUUUCUGAGCCCGAGGACUAUCAGCAAGUUUUCAGAAAGGGAUUUCAUAAGGUAACCGGUGGCAGAUUAUAUAGAAAAGUGGCCAUUCCUUGCAGACCUCAAAAAACAUUUUCCUUAGUCGUCUUUGAAGUACCAUCCGAUCUUCCCGAAGACGACAUUCGAGCAAGUCUAUACAGAUACUGCUCCGUGGUUGAAGUUACUAGACUUCCGGUUAGAUUGGAUCAAUCUCCGGGAGCUCCACCUCCGAUUCGUAUAACUGUCGCUUCAUUGGACGAAUACAACGCCCUCUUACAACAAGGUCUUGAUUUUUACGGCGCCACGUACUUUCCAACGGAACCACUGAAAAAGGAUCAGCUAAAUCAACUUAGGGGAAGUAAGGAGAAGUUGCUUCCGGUUUUCGAUUCGGCAGGAUUUACAAGAAUUCCUCCACCACCGACGAGAACGCUGAAGCCUAUACGGUCAUGAAAAUUACAGAAAAUCUGGCUGGUCGAACUCGUAUAUAAGAAUGUUAAUAAGAAAUAAAGAAAUUUGAAGAGAUAUGACAACGCUUUAUAUAUAAUUAUUUUUGUGAAAAUAGAAGUUGUCAUAUUUCUACAGAUUUCUAUGUUUUAAAGAAAUUUUGCAUAUAAAAAUGAGGUAAUGGUAGCAGUUUUACGAUUUUAAAAUUUGAGGUAACGAUCGAUUUGGGUAUAACGACUAAUUCGAAUAAUUUAGUUUUGAUUGUUAAUUAUUUUUGUACAAAAAACAUGCGAAUUUAAUUAGAGUUUAGUACCUUUAAUUUGAUGAUGUAUUAAUGCACAUUUUAAAUUUUUGCAAAUAAAUAAUUUGAUG